Messenger RNA from Hyla sarda, 2729 nucleotides. RefSeq names its product bone morphogenetic protein 4 (gene BMP4). The record is from RefSeq and is a predicted model, not a curated record. Lineage: Eukaryota; Metazoa; Chordata; Amphibia; Anura; Hylidae. Gene Ontology annotation, molecular function: cytokine activity; BMP receptor binding; growth factor activity. Bases 503 to 1711 code for a protein of 402 amino acids. Gene Ontology annotation, cellular component: extracellular region. The transcript has 3 exons. Gene Ontology annotation, biological process: BMP signaling pathway; negative regulation of apoptotic process; SMAD protein signal transduction.
GUUAUUUUUGGGGGUUCUUGUCUUUACCUUCUAUGUCACUCUUUCCCCCCUAAUGCAUCAACCUUAAAGAUCAGCUGAGGAGAUACAAUUGUAGUGGGAUGUGUUGCAAUCCAAGCAUGGCAGGGGAUGAUCACCACUGGAUCCCAGCUGUAAGUGAGAAGGUGAUUCCUCCCAUCUGUUGUGUGAUGUAGAGUAGGCACAUCAGCUGUUCAGACUGCUGGACAUCCCUGGUGUGAGCUGCUGCUGCUGAAGGGAGAUUGUAGUCCAGGGCUGAUCCUGAGUGCACUGGUUGAGAUAAGAAGGGGUUGCAUUGACAGAAAGAAUUCAGUCUCUUGUAGUGGCAUGGAAUUCCAGGACUUGUACAGUGCUCAAGCAGGGAUAAAUCCUUAUGUUGAAGACUGGCAUUGCUAGAGAGUGCAAGGCAUGUUGUUGUCAUCUGGCAGAUAUCUGUGGAUGCCCUAGCAAAGGCUUCUGAUGCUGUGGGCUUUUUGAUUGAGACACCAUGAUUCCUGGUAACCGAAUGCUGAUGGUCAUUUUAUUAUGCCAAGUCCUGCUAGGAGGCACUAGCCAUGCUAGUUUGAUCCCUGAGACCGGAAAGAAGAAAGUGGCUGAGAUUCAGGGCCAGGCGGGUGGAAGGAGGUCCACUCAGAGCCAUGAGCUCUUGCGAGACUUUGAGGCAACGCUGCUGCAGAUGUUUGGCCUCCGCAAGCGGCCCCAACCCAGUAAGGACGUGGUGGUGCCCGCUUAUAUGCGGGACUUGUACCGACUACAGUCAGCAGAGGAAGAGGACGAGCUUCAGGAAAUCAGUCUGGAAUAUCCUGAGAGACCUACCAGCCGUGCCAAUACCGUGAGGAGCUUCCACCAUGAAGAACACUUGGAGAACGUACCAGGCACAGCAGAAAACACCAGCGUCCGCUUUUACUUCAAUCUCAGCAGCAUUCCUGAGAAUGAGGUGAUUUCUUCAGCUGAGCUAAGACUUUACAGAGAACAAAUCGAGAACGGCCCAGGAUGGGAAGAAGGCUUUCACAGAAUAAAUAUAUAUGAAGUUAUGAAGCCUCUUACGGCAGCCGGACAGAUGAUCACUAGGCUACUGGACACCAGACUAAUCCAUCAUAAUGUGACUCGGUGGGAAAGUUUUGACGUAAGCCCGGCAAUUAUGAGGUGGACCCAAGACAAGGGAAUUAACCAUGGGCUUGCUGUUGAGGUCAUUCAUCUCAACCAGACUAAAACUUAUCAGGGGAAGCAUGUCAGGAUUAGUCGAUCGUUAUUGCCUCAAGAGAAUGCCAACUGGUCAGAGAUGAGGCCGCUUCUUAUUACAUUUAGCCAUGAUGGCAGGGGACAUGCACUGACCAGGAGGUCUAAAAGAAGUCCUAAACCGCAGAGAGCCCGGAAAAAAAACAAAAAUUGUCGGAGACAUGCUCUGUACGUGGAUUUCAGUGACGUUGGCUGGAAUGAUUGGAUUGUGGCACCACCUGGAUAUCAGGCUUUUUACUGCCAUGGUGAUUGCCCGUUUCCCCUGGCUGACCACCUGAACUCAACCAACCACGCUAUAGUGCAGACUCUGGUUAACUCAGUUAACUCAAGCAUUCCCAAAGCGUGCUGUGUUCCCACAGAACUGAGCGCCAUUUCCAUGCUCUAUUUGGACGAAUACGACAAAGUCGUCCUUAAAAACUAUCAGGAGAUGGUGGUAGAGGGGUGUGGGUGCCGUUAACCCCCCCAACAAACAAAAAAAAAACAGACUGCUUGUCAUCAGAAAGACUUCUUCAAAAAAUACAAAAUAAUACAAAAAAACUAACUUUCACCUUGACCUUAUUUAUGUCUUCUAUGUGCAAAAAUUGUUUUGACAAUAUGAUCAUAUAUUUUGACAAAAUAUUUAUAACGACGUAUUAAAAGAAAAAAAUAAAAUGUCAUUAUUUUCAAAAAAAAAAAAAAAAAAGUUGUAAAAACAUAAGCUAUUUCUUUGUACAGUUGUGUAUAAAUGUAUAUUAGGAUGAAUUUUUAUGGGAAGAGUAUUUUUUUUUUCUAUAAUUUUUUUUUAAUAGUGUUUAUAUUUAUUGGCAGCGUGGCUUUAAAAAUCCAUUUCUCCUAAAUGAAGGUAGAAUAGUUGAGAGGAUAAUGUAGUCUGGGGGCCACAGUGGAGUUUGGAUAUGGAGCCACUGGAUAACUAAACUGCUUCACUCCCUAACCUGUGUAAAUUGUUUUUUUUUAUUCUUUAUUGUAUUUCUUUUUUCCACUUAAUUGAUCAAAAAAAAAAAAAAAAAGACUCUGGAAGCACCUGAGUUGUUAUGCUAAUACCAAGCAUACCUCCCCUCCCACUCCCUGCUAUAUACUGCAGGUUCAAAGCUAUUCAGACGACUUUAUUCUUUUUUUUUUAUCAUUUUACAGAUUCUACAGACUGGACUGUAGAUGAGAGGGUAUUGUGCAAAAUAAUUUCUUUUAAAACAUCAAAGCUUCCCAAAGUCUUUUGAAGGUUUAAAAAAAAAAAAAAAAAAAAAAACACAAAAAAAGGGCAAAAGACACUUGACAAGUACUGUAUUUACCAUUGACAGAUGUGUUCAUCUGCGCUUCAGUCUUCAUCAGUGAACAAAAAUAUUUUUAAAAAUAAAUGUAUUUAUUUUUCCCCUUCACGUUGAAAUGAUCCGUCGUUUUCAAGUUGCGUGUCAGUGCAUCCCCGGUAAACUAUAUAUUAAGGUUUUUGCCUUUAAUUAUUGAAAGCUCUGUAAGUGCUU